GGCGCAGAGCCGACGACUGAAGUUUGUCACUGCAGGCUGAAGAGGGGGGACUUGGGGUUCCGUGUUAUGAUAGGCGAGGAGACUUGCGAUUUUUUUUGUUUUGUGUUCUCAAGUGCUCAUUGCAGGCUGAUCACAGAGUUAAGAGUGGAACCUGAGAUCGGUGUUUUGAUAGGCUAGGAGACCUGCGGUUUUUUUUGGUGUUCUGAUAGGCUGAUAUCAGUCUCAGAGGGGAACUUUGGAUCUGUGCUCUGAUAGGCUAAUCCAAGUCUAAGAAGGGAACUUGAGAUCUAUGCUCUGAUAGGCUAAUCCAAGUCUCAGAGGAGAUCUUGAGAUCUGUGCUCUGAUAGGCUAAUCCAAGUCUAAGAGGGGGGCCUGGGAUCUGUGCUCUGAUAGGCUAAUCCAAGUCUAAGAGGGGGGCCUGGGAUCUGUGCUCUGAUUCAAUAAUCUCGACGAAGGGGUCUGGACACGUGUAGAGGACCAUGUGUCACUGGGCGCCAUCGACCCUGACGCUACUGGCGCUGCUAAGACUCGCUGGAGGCGAGCCGGGUCCGACGGUGCCUCGCUCUGUGCGCUUCUCGUCCCUCAACCUGAAGCACGUGGUGAGCUGGGAGCCGCCGCUGAUGGGGCCGCGUCUCGCAGGGCGCCCCGCUCUGGCGCCACGCUACAGCGUGCAGGUCCUGGGCGAGGGCUGGGAGGUGUGGAGAGACGUCCCCGGCUGCGUGUCCACGCCGCGCACCGAGUGCGACGUCAGCGACCCCCUCGACGAGCCGGAGCUCGCCUACCGCGCCCGCGUGGCGCUCGACCCCCCGCCGACGACCCUCCUGCCGGGGGCCCCUUCUCCGCAAGCGCCCUCGGGGACCCAGUGGGCAUACAGCGACGAAUUCAUGCCCUCGCGCGACACGCUGCUGAGCGCCGUGUCUCUGUCGGCGCUGGGUGGCAACGCCAGCGUGGAGCUGCUGCUUACGGAGCCGCUCACUCCGCUGCGGGACGCGAGCGGUGAGCUGGUGCCGCUCAGCGGCGCCGUGCCCGACCUCAUCUACCUCUUCAUCUACUGGAGGGACGGCAGCUCGGUAGAGGAGGCGCUCACGGUGGCGGGCGACAAGCGCGCCGUGCUGCUGGAGGGUCUGGAGGGCGGCACGAGCUACUGCGUCCACGCGCAGGCCUGGGUGGACGCGUGGUCCCGCUGGGGGACCACCAGCGAGGUGGUGUGCGCCACCACGCUGGGCGACAGCGACGAGGAGCUGGAAGCACCGACGACGACGAUGGUUAGAGAGGCGCGCACGGAGCCGCCCCGCGACACGGGGUGCGGCGACGCGCACUGGGAGGCACGGGCCGACACAGGCACGGGCUGGGUGUACGGGCUGGUCGCUGGGGCGGCCCUGCUCGGCUUCGGCACGGGCCUGAGCCUGAGCCUCUGUCUGGUGAAAUGCAUCCGUCGACCCAACUCCGUGCACCCCUUCAGCAUCCCUGCUCCCUCCGACAUGCCCACGUCACCCACCCGGCUCACGGGGCCCGAAAGGAUAAUCUAGGGAGACCAAAACUCCCCCGGCCCAUUCACUCCACACGUCCGAUGGGCUACGUGCGAUGUGGCAGAGGAGUUGGACGUGACACGCACACGCGGGACGCUCGCCUGGACAAUGUGCAAGGGGAUGUCUCCCGGAGAGCGACCGCUUGUAUUUGGAAGCAAGCGACCGUUCUCACGUUCGUGGGGUGGGGUCCAGUUGGGGUGUCGUCUCUCUGAACCUCAAGCCGUGGCCUUCUCCCAAGUCCACUCAGCCUAAACCAACAAAAUGAACACUCGGCGGUGGCGGCGAGGUGAACUUCAGUGGCGGGGAGGCAGCGCAGGUGCUGUCCCACGCCGCCCGCAAGAGGCGCUCGCUAACAGCGCUGAUCCCAGCUCUCUCUGCAAGGCAAGGCAGGGACGUGCACACACCCUCGCACGCGACGCGGUACUCGGAGUGAGCACGUGCAUCAAGGGCGCGCCUCGGAUCGGGAAGGAAAAACCAGCGCAGGACGCGAGGUUCAACCGCCCAACCAGCUGCCAGGAUAUGAGAUGCAUCCUUGCCAACUCCCGUCUCACCCCCCCCCCGGC
Messenger RNA from Lethenteron reissneri (Far Eastern brook lamprey), 2092 nucleotides. RefSeq lists its product as uncharacterized. The record is from RefSeq and is a predicted model, not a curated record. Gene Ontology annotation, biological process: cytokine-mediated signaling pathway. Gene Ontology annotation, molecular function: cytokine receptor activity; protein binding. Gene Ontology annotation, cellular component: plasma membrane. Lineage: Eukaryota; Metazoa; Chordata; Hyperoartia; Petromyzontiformes; Petromyzontidae.